AUGUAUUCCAAUAAAAUUGAAGGACCGCGUCGAGGAAGAUCUUUCGACUCCAUGAACAUCGGGAAUGAAGAAAAGCUACUGAACAAUGAGAUGAACAAAUCUACCUUCACAAAGAUUGAAGAAUGCAGAACGGAGAAAAAGAACGCGCCGUCAGACGGCCGAGCAGCGAUUGUCUUCUCACUCAAGAAUGAAGUCGGAGGACUAGUGAAGGCGCUGAAACUUUUCCAGGAAAACCACGUCAAUCUUGUCCACAUAGAAUCCAGAAAAUCGAAAAGGCGUAACUCUGAAUUUGAGAUCUUCGUGGACUGUGACAGCGAUCACGAGCAGCUCAACGAGAUCAUUCAGCUGCUACGUAAGCACGUUAACGUAGUGGACAUGGACCCGCCUGACAACUCCUGUUUACCUGAAGAAGAAAAUGUCCCCUGGUUCCCCAAGAAGAUCUCAGAUCUGGACAAGUGUGCCAACCGGGUUUUAAUGUACGGAUCAGACUUGUAUGCUGACCAUCCGGGCUUCAAGGACAACGUCUACAGAAGAAGGAGGAAGCAUUUCGCUGAUCUCGCCAUGAACUACAGACACGGGGACCCUAUCCCUCGUAUAGAGUUUACAGAGGAGGAGUUGGCGACGUGGGGGGUGGUGUACCGGGAGCUCAACAAGCUGUACCCUACCCACGCCUGUAGAGAGUACCUGAAGAAUCUGCCUCUACUGGCCAAACACUGUGAAUGUAGAGAGGAUAACAUACCCCAGCUAGAGGACGUAUCACGCUUCCUUAGAGAGCGGACAGGCUUUACCGUCAGGCCUGUGGCAGGUUACCUCUCCCCCAGAGACUUCCUAGCUGGUCUGGCCUUCCGUGUGUUCCACUGUACCCAGUAUGUCCGACACAGCUCCGACCCCCUCUACACACCAGAGCCAGACACAUGCCAUGAAUUGCUGGGUCACGUCCCGUUGCUGGCUGAGCCCAGCUUCGCCCAGUUCUCCCAGGAGAUAGGCCUGGCUUCCCUCGGAGCUUCAGAUGAAUCCAUACAGACCCUGGCUACUUGUUAUUUCUUCACGGUGGAGUUCGGCCUGUGUAAACAGGAAGGGAAGCUGAGAGCGUAUGGAGCAGGCCUGCUGUCCUCCAUCAGUGAACUCAAGCAUGCUCUGUCUGGUAACGCCGUCAUCAAGCCCUUUGACCCCAAGGUCGCAUGUAAACAAGAGUGCAUCAUCACAACAUUUCAGGACGUCUACUUUGUGUCCGACAGCUUUGAGGAGGCCAAAGUCAAGAUGAGGGAGUUUGCCAAGACGAUCAAGCGUCCGUUCACAGUGCGAUACAACCCCUACACCCAGAGUGUGGACGUUCUGAAGGACACUCCCAGCAUUAACAGCGUGGUGGAGGAGCUGAGACACGAACUGGACAUCGUGGGCGACGCCCUCAGCCGGCUUAACAAACACCUGGGAGUCUGA
Messenger RNA from Salvelinus namaycush (lake trout), 1440 nucleotides. It is a transcript of the gene tph1a, whose product is annotated as tryptophan hydroxylase 1 (tryptophan 5-monooxygenase) a. Lineage: Eukaryota; Metazoa; Chordata; Actinopteri; Salmoniformes; Salmonidae. The coding region runs from base 1 to 1440 and encodes 479 amino acids. Gene Ontology annotation, cellular component: neuron projection. The record is from RefSeq and is a predicted model, not a curated record. Gene Ontology annotation, biological process: aromatic amino acid metabolic process; serotonin biosynthetic process. Gene Ontology annotation, molecular function: tryptophan 5-monooxygenase activity; iron ion binding. The transcript has 11 exons.